UUGGUCUUCUAUGAGAAGAGAGAAAGACUUAUAAUUAUCAAAAUUAGGUGGCGCGAAAAUAACGCCCUUUCUCUUUAAUCUCUCAUCUCUCUGAUCCUUCAAUCGCCUCCGAUCAAUUUAACCUUUCAUUCUUCUUCCUCAUCGAAUCCGAUCGGGGUUUUGUAUUCACCCAAUUCGAUCUCCGAAGGGCAAAGAAGAUUCCGCGAGGAGAAUAAUCAAUUCACGAGAUUGCUCCUUUUUUUUUUUAAUUUUAAUUUGUGGAAAUCGAUUUCAUCUUUCCUGGCUGUUUAGCUCGAAUGCAGAAAGAACUGAGAGGCGUGGACUACUGAAUCCACUCAAUGCAACUUUGUUUCCUUAGCUUGAAUGGAUGUAGUAAAUGAUUCCACAAGACCACGAAGACGUCUUAUUCCAUCAGAUAAGAACAAUGCACCCGCUGCCACUCGCCGUCCUCAAACAACCGAGGUCAGUUCAAGAUACAGAUCGCCCACACCAACCAGAACCGCCCGAUGCCCUUCACCAAGCGUCACAAGACCAACAGUCUCUUCAACCUUAGCUGCUAAAAGAGCGGUUUCUGCUGACAGGAAGCGUCCUUCAACACCUCCCUCCACGCCUAUACGUGAUGUCUCUAUAGACUUGCCAGCUUCAUCUAGGCGUCUAUCUACAGGAGGUCGUUUGCCUGAAAGCUUAUGGCCUUCCACUAUGAGAAGCCUCAGCGCUUCGUUUCAGUCGGACUCUGUCUCAGUCCCUGUUAGUAAGAAGGAGAGACCUGUUAGAAGCUCUUCCGUUGAUCGAACGCUGAGACCUUCUUCAAACAUAGCUCAAAAGCACAAGGCUGAAACGACGACUGUCUCAAGGAAACCAACGCCAGAGAGGAAGGUAAGUCCAUUGAAAGCGAACAAGAAUGCGUCUGAUCUUUCAGAGAAUUCGAAACCUGUAGACGGAACUCACAGUCGGUUAAUAGAGCAGCAUCGAUGGCCUAGUAGAAUUGGUGGAAAGAUCGGUUUGAACAGAAGCUUGGAUCUUGGCGACAAGACUAGAAGGGGUUCAUCAACUUCAGGGUCUCGAAUGGGACCGUCUCUUAGGAGAAUGUCACUACCUUUGUCCAACAGUUCGAAACCGUUGCGUAAAACUUCUAGUACCGCAUCUAGUCUAGGUGGAUUACUGUCUCCAACGAAGUCGGAAGAUAAUAACGUAGUUCGAACUUCUGGGGCGCAGAGACUUUUGUCUGCAAGUUCUAUGGAUAGAGCAACCUUAGCAACGGCUGUAGCUAGGCUGCAUCCAUUCUCUGCUCCUGGAUCUCGCCCUGCUUCACCAAGUAGAACAUCGUUUUCAUCUAGAGGCAUGAGUACUUCGAGAGGAGUGAGUCCUGCAAGAGGACUAAGCCCUGCAAGAGGACUGAGUCCUGCAAGAGGGUUGAGUCCUUCACGUGUUACAAGUACCUCCUCUUUUGCUAGACCAUCAACUCCACCUUCAAGAGGGGUUAGUCCUUCCAGGGUAAGACAAGCACAAUCCACUACCACAACGUCUGUUCUCAGCUUCAUCACAGAUGUCAAGAAAGGCAAGAAAGCAAGCUACAUCGAAGACGUUCAUCAGCUACGCCUUCUCCACAAUAGAUAUUUACAGUGGCGGUUCGCAAUUGCGCAAGCUGAAGCUGUAAUGUACAUUCAAAGAUUAACGUCCGAGGAAACUCUAUUUAAUGUGUGGCAAGCGAUAUCAGAGCUACAGGAUGAUGUGACCAGCCAAAGGAUUGGUCUGCAACAGCUAAAGCUAGAGAUCAAACUCAACUCGCUACUAAACGAUCAAAUGGUUAGUCUUGAAGAAUGGGCCAUACUUGAAAGAGACCAUGUUAGCUCUUUAGUUGGGGCUAUAGCAGAUUUAGAAGCUAAUACACUCCGCCUUCCAGUGACUGGAGGAACAAAGAACUUUUCUUCCAUACAGGCGGACGUUGAGUCUUUGAAAGCAGCCAUGUCCUCGGCUCUUGAUGUAAUGCAGUCUAUGGGAUCGUCCAUUUGGUCUUUACUCUCAAAGGUGGAGGAGAUGAAUACAAUGGUGUCAGAACUCGCUGUUGUAGUUACAAAAGAGAGCUCUAUGCAAGGGAAAUGCGAAGAUCUUCUGGCCUCAACUGCGAUCAUGCAGAUAAAAGAGUGUAGCCUCAGGACUCAUCUGAUACAAACUAGGAGAGAAGAAGGAGAAGAAGAUGCAGAGGAGGAGACUCCUUCAUUGUUGCCACUAAGCAAGUUUCCAUGGCCGUAAAUAACACGCUUACAGUUCCACAUGCUCACCACUGAUGACUGGAUCACCUGUAAAUUGCUCUUCGAUGCUCCCACAUUUCUCUGGUCUUGUGAGACGUCUUUUUUUUUUGGUAUGAAACGUUAGCAUAGGAACACAGGAAGUGAAAGAUCUCUAGUUCGAAAGUCUUAGGUAAAGAAGGAAAAAGCAAUUUAUUUGUUCACAUGAUGUGGGUUUUUACUUUUUAGGCGUUUACUAUAUGUAGAAUCAAUUUUUAAUAUUAAUUUAUUUUUAUUACAAAUUA
Molecule: messenger RNA, 2533 nt
Organism: Brassica oleracea var. oleracea
Lineage: Eukaryota; Viridiplantae; Streptophyta; Magnoliopsida; Brassicales; Brassicaceae
Product: QWRF motif-containing protein 8
Exons: 7
Coding region: 364-2253 (629 amino acids)
Biological process (GO): centrosome cycle; spindle assembly
Cellular component (GO): cytoplasm; centrosome; nuclear microtubule
Molecular function (GO): microtubule binding
Source: RefSeq, a predicted model, not a curated record